Molecule: messenger RNA, 756 nt
Organism: Chlorella variabilis
Lineage: Eukaryota; Viridiplantae; Chlorophyta; Trebouxiophyceae; Chlorellales; Chlorellaceae
Exons: 4
Coding region: 1-756 (251 amino acids)
Source: RefSeq, a predicted model, not a curated record
AUGCCGUGGGCCCUGGGCGCGCUGCUGCACCCCCGGCGCCGCACCGUGGAGCUGUCCAUGCUGAGCCUGCUGGCAUCACCGGCAGCUGUGCCCCAGGCCGCGCCUGCAGCCCAGGGCGGCGGCGACGCAGCGGCAGGCGGCCAGCGCGAUGCAGACGCGCCUCUGCUCGACACCGCUGGCGGGAUGAAGGGCAGGAGCCCGUCGGACGACUCUGAAGCGCCAGAGGCGCAGCAGCUGAUGCCCGAGGCGAGCCGAGAGGGGGAGGCGGAGGACAGCGGCUCUGACAGCGAGUCGGAUAGCAGCAGCAGCAGCAGCAGCAGCGACGAGGAGGAGGGGGGCAUGCGGCGGCCCGCCGCCACGCGGCGCCGGCCCCAGCAGCAGGCGGCGGCUGCGGGGCAGGCGGCGCCGGCGACGGACGAGGGGCGGGCUGCCGAGCUGCAGAUUCGGGCUCAGAUGGAGGCGGACCGCCGCGCUGCCAAGCAGCGCAGCAAGCAGGCCGAGCGGGCCGCCAAGGAGCAGCGCAGGCAGGCUGAGCGGGCGGCCAAGGCGCAGCGCAAGGAGGAGCGGCGGCUGGAGAAGGCGGCGGCGGCGGCGCGGGCCGAGGCCGAGGCCGAGGCCGCAGCCCACCCGGGGCGCCACUCCCCUUCAGAGUUCCCCUACCCUCGGGCCACGGCGGCGCAGCUACAAGAGGAGGAGGAGCAUGCCGGCGGCAAGGGGGCGCCGCUGUCGUGGCUGCUGGGCCAGCUGCUGCGAUGA